This is a messenger RNA of Papaver somniferum (opium poppy), 2049 nucleotides long. RefSeq names its product protein NRT1/ PTR FAMILY 2.6-like. The record is from RefSeq and is a predicted model, not a curated record. Gene Ontology annotation, biological process: transmembrane transport; oligopeptide transport. Gene Ontology annotation, cellular component: plasma membrane. The coding region runs from base 239 to 1993 and encodes 584 amino acids. Gene Ontology annotation, molecular function: transmembrane transporter activity. NCBI's taxonomy places the organism in Eukaryota, Viridiplantae, Streptophyta, Magnoliopsida, Ranunculales, Papaveraceae. The transcript is spliced from 4 exons.
AGCUAGACCUACUGUAUCUAGUCAGUACUUGGUUGAAGUGAUGAACACAGUUUAUGCAUGUGUAUAUUGUAGCCAUGAUGAGGCAAUGCUUGCUGGUGACCACUAAUAUUACAUGUGAAGCAACUAACUAGCUAUAUGCCUAUAUAUAUGCAACAUAUUUCCUUCUAAUUCUCUGUCCUUCAUAACUUCUCAUACACAACAAUAAUUAAUCAGAAGAGUUCAUCACCUAAGAUAAAAUAUGGCAAAAACAACUGAUAAUAAAUCCAAUCAACUCAUCCUUGACGAAGAAGAAGCCGCGACAGCAGCAUCGAUACAUGGCAGUCGUAAACGAGGAGGUUGGAUCACCUUUCCCUUUAUAACAGCGGCUAUAUUAGCUAUACAAGUUGGUUCUUCUGGUUGGUCUGCGAAUUUGACCGUGUUUCUAAUCGGACAAUUCAACUUCAUGAGUAUUACGGCUGCUCAAGUCGGUAAUAUAGUUUCUGGAACUAGUAGUUUCUUGCCUAUAUUUGGAGCCAUCCUCGCAGAUUCGUUCUUCGGGAACUUCUCCGUUAUUGCUGUUUCUUCAUUAUUCUCCUUGAUGGGACUGAUAUUAUUCAUGUUCACGGUGACGGUACCUUCCUUAAGGCCUCAAAAGUGUGCAGCGAAUGCCACCGGCUCUUCAGCAGGGACGUGUGAAACAGCGUCAACUCUACAGAUUGCGGUUUUAUACACAUCCUUAACACUAUCCGCGUUAGGAUUAGGCGGAUCGCGUUUCACAGUUGCAACAGUGGGUGCUGACCAAUUCGAGAAACCGAAAGAUCAAGAAUGUUUUUUCAAUUGGCAUUUCUUCAAUUUCUAUGUUGGGCUAAUGAUCGGAGUUGUGGGUAUUGUUUAUAUUCAAGACAAUAUUGGUUGGGACUGGGGUGUUGGCAUAUGUCUUGCUGUUAAUAUCCUUGGAUUAAUCACUUUCUUGGCGGGUAAACGUUAUUACCGGCAAGUUAAAACACAAGGAAAUCCAUACAAAAGUUUAGCUCGUGUUGUUGUGGCCACAUUCCUGAAGAGGAACGUACGUAUUUCAUCUGCAUCAGAAACAUUUUACCAUGGGUUUAGUGAUGGUCUAUCAAUGAAAUCGCUUUCUUCUCCAACUUUCAGCUUCAGAUUUCUAAAUCGUGCAGCACUGAAAGUAGACGGCGAUACAAAUGAAGAUGGGUCCGUAGCAAAAGAAUGGAGACUAUGCACCGUACAACAAGUGGAAGAUUUCAAAACAGUGAUCAGAAUCAUCCCACUUUGGUUCUCAAGUUUUUUCUUGAGCACACCAAUAGGUAUUCAAAGCAGUCUAGCAGUACUUCAAGCUUUGAGAAUGGAUCGUCACGUUGGAACACAUAACUUCAAAAUCCCAGCUGGUUCUUUCCUUGUUUUCACUCUAGUUGCCACAGCAAUAUCUCUCACUAUCAUCGAUCGUUUCCUCGUGCCAACCUAUCAGAAGUUUAUACGUCGACCUCUAACACCUCUCCAACGUAUAGGUGUUGGUCAUGUCUUGACUGUCAUUAGCAUGGCUGCAUCGGCCAUUGUGGAACGGAAACGUCUGAGUAUUGUUUGGUCUGACGGACUCACAUCUUCUACAACUGCUGUAACCAUGUCCGCUUUUUGGUUGGUGAUACCAUUAGUUUUAGUUGGUGUUGGUGAGGCUUUCCAUUUUCCCGGCCAAGUUGCUUUGUAUUAUCAAGAGUUUCCGGUUUCAUUACACAGUACUUCAACCGCCAUGAUAUCGUUGCUUGUUGCCGUAGGGUUUUAUUUGAGCACGGCCAUGAUUGAUCUGGUUCAACGGAUUACCGGAUGGUUGCCGAAUAAUAUUAAUCAGGGAAGAGUGGAUAGUAUGUUUUGGUUAUUAGUAGUGAUUGGAGUAAUUAAUUUUGGUUACUUCAUAGUUUGCUCUCUACUGUAUAAGUACCAAAAUGUUAAUGAUCAAAACUCAACCAAGGUUGAUGAUAAACCAAGACAAGGACAGAACUGAGAAGUUAUGUAUUGUGCGUCUUGACAUAAUAAAGUAAUGAAGAAUUAAUUACAUUA